ACUGCAGUGAUUGAAUAUUGGCGAACUACAAACAAUGUCUCAUACAAGGUUUUCCAGCCGCUUUUCCAUCGAAGAACGGGAUUUACAGCAAGCAAGAGCCGAUGCUGCAGAGUUUCUACGAGUGAAAGGAGUGCAGGAGGGAAUAGGGACAGCUCUGAACGAGCUGGUCGUCCAGCGGCCCGGAGACGUUCACGGGUUCCUGGCAGAUUACUUUAGCAGGCUCUCUGAGCCGGCGAGGAUCAGCAGGAUCUGCGGGAGGGAGCUCUACGAUGCCAGCGCUCAACCCUACAUCCAGGCUCAGGUCUUCUGUGUCGUCUGCAACAAAGAAAAGAGUUCCUCAGCUGCUGUUUCCCGCUGCCUGACACCUACAGACACUUGGGUGGACGGGAACGCUGAUAGUCAGGAGAGGUCUGAUGAUGUGUUGACUGCCGAAAGGUGGAUCAAUGAACCUCUGAAUGACAUGCUGAGGGACCAAAACCCAUGUGACCAAUCCCAAAUCGACCGGAUACUCAGCGAUUUCUUCAUGGCUCGCGUCCUGGAGGAGAAUGAUGUGCAGAACAAGGAGAAGCAGGAAGUGAUGGAAGUGAUGACUCCUUCACCACCUCCUAAACCGGCUGGACCAGACAAGCAGAGAAAUAAGAAAGACAAAAAAGAUAAACAUGUUUUAGAGAAAGGACUUCCUCCAGCAGAGCCAGUUCUGCGUGGGAGCGCGGCCAUCGGUUCACUGUCACUGGCUGUAGCCAAAACGGGGGCCCAGGUCCAGGGGAUCCCGCUCUACAAAUACAUCGCAGCUUUGAAGAGCCAAAAGGUCCAAGAACAGUUCCACAUGCCUGUCUGCUUGGUAACUCUGCUCUGCUGUGGGAAAACAUCUCCAGGAAAACUGAGUCUACUGGAGGAAAUCAUCUUGAUUCCCAAAGCAGGACAAUCAGUCAAACAAACCGUGAAAAUGGCCAUUGAGAUACAGAAGGAGAUGAUGAGAAUAAUGAAGACGUCCACAAAAGCCGGGGCCAGCCAGGCCGUUGUUUAUGAGCGUGGGGCGCCGGCUGGGAGCUACGAGCGACCUGAACAGCCUCUGGAUCUGAUCACCCAAGCCUGCAGAAACCUGGGACUGGCCCUGGGAGCAGAGGUUCAUUUAGUCCUGAACUGCACCGCUCCUAAGCUCAUGGACUAUUCUAAAGGGAAAUAUGAAGUUGCAGCAGGAGUAUUCAAGUCUCCUGAUGAGUUAGUGGACAUGUACAAAACCCUCAUCAGCAGCUAUCCAGCAGUGGUGGCUUUAAUCGAUCCAUUCAGGAGGGAGGACCCGGACCAGUGGAGGAAGUUCAGUGAUGCAGCGGGUGACUCGUGUUUACUGCUCUCUGACAUCACAUACAAGCCGCAUGCCCCGCCUCCCCCGGGGGUCAGAGGUCACAUCUUAAAGCACAUCAAUGAAACAACAGUCAGCGAUGUACUGCGUGUCACAUCAGAGAACUCAGGGUCAGUGUUGAUGGGAACAACAUCCAAUGGGUCCUGUGGUGAUGAUUCUUUGUCAGAUAUAGUUGUGGGUCUGGGCCUGGACUAUGUCAAACUGGGAGGUCUGAGCGGCGCUGAGAGGAUGACUAAAUACAACCGCCUGAUUUCUAUAGAAGAAGAACUGGCCCAACAGGGAAUCCUAGUCUGUAAGGAGAAACGUGCCCCUCCACUGUUCCCUGGAGACCCGGCGGAGGAGUCCACCACAACACCCGACACCGCCGGAGGAAACUCAGCUCCCGUUUAG
This is a messenger RNA of Cololabis saira (Pacific saury), 1753 nucleotides long. It is a transcript of the gene eno4, whose product is annotated as enolase 4. The coding region runs from base 35 to 1753 and encodes 572 amino acids. Gene Ontology annotation, biological process: glycolytic process. The transcript is spliced from 13 exons. Gene Ontology annotation, cellular component: phosphopyruvate hydratase complex. Lineage: Eukaryota; Metazoa; Chordata; Actinopteri; Beloniformes; Belonidae. The record is from RefSeq and is a predicted model, not a curated record. Gene Ontology annotation, molecular function: magnesium ion binding; phosphopyruvate hydratase activity.